Trifolium pratense (red clover) is the source of this 2292-nucleotide messenger RNA. Its product is annotated as probably inactive leucine-rich repeat receptor-like protein kinase At5g48380. NCBI's taxonomy places the organism in Eukaryota, Viridiplantae, Streptophyta, Magnoliopsida, Fabales, Fabaceae. The record is from RefSeq and is a predicted model, not a curated record. Gene Ontology annotation, molecular function: receptor serine/threonine kinase binding; ATP binding; protein kinase activity. The coding region runs from base 118 to 2049 and encodes 643 amino acids. The transcript has 3 exons. Gene Ontology annotation, biological process: protein phosphorylation.
GUAAAUAAAUGUUCACUGUAUAAUUCAUUUAAGCAAACUCUAGCAUUUUGCAAAGAAGUGAAUUAGUGGUAAUUUGUGGGAAUAUUUAUCUUCAUUGCAUCAAAAGGGCCUUUCAGGAUGCAUAUUUCUGGCCACAUGAUCUUUCUAGUAACGACUUCUCUGUCUCAGUUUUUGUAUAGGCACGGAAUGGUUGUCCAAAUAAAAAGGGAUAUUCUCUUGCAUACCUUCUUUUUGUGCUCUUUGCUCAGUAUCUUAAUGAUAAGUCAUGGUACUGAGACUGAUAUCUUGUGUUUAAAAUCCAUUAAGAAUUCCUUCGAAGACCCAAAUAAUUACUUAACCUCGAGCUGGAACUUCUACAACAAUACCGAAGGUUACAUAUGUAAAUUCAAUGGUGUUGAAUGUUGGCAUCCUGAUGAGAAUAGAGUACUAAAUCUCAAACUAUCGAACAUGGGAUUGAAGGGCAAGUUUCCGCGGGGAAUUGUGAAUUGCACUACGUUGACAGGAUUAGAUCUUUCAGUCAACGACCUUUCAGGACCCAUUCCAUCUGAUAUAUCAGAAAUACUCAGAUUUGUUACCACCAUUGAUCUCUCUUAUAACAGAUUCACCGGUGAAAUUCCAACAACUUUAGCAAAUUGCACAUACCUGAAUACUAUUAAACUUGACAACAAUAUGCUAACAGGUGAAAUUCCAAAAGAAAUCGGCACUCUUACGAGGAUUAAAACGAUUUCCUUUUCUAACAAUCAAUUGUAUGGGCAAGUGCCAAUGUUCGUCAUGUUCGUAAACGUUAACUAUGCUAACAAUAGAGGACUUUGUGGAGGGUCUUUGAGACCAUGCUCCUUGACACGUGACAAGCAAGACGAUUUCCAUCAAUCGUUCAAAGGUGGUCUUAUUAUUGGUUAUGUUUUUUCUUUCAUUUUUUCUGUUAUGAUCACUUGUAUGUUCUACUCCAAAUGUGCACAUUGGGUGCAUCAAUUGAAAAAGAGAAAAAACAUUCCCCUAAACAAAGCUAAAGAAUUGGGCAAAUAUGUUUGCUCCAUCACAAGCAGGAGGACACGGACGGUAGUUAAUCAGAUGCAUGAACUGUUAAAUUCACAGAUUGUACACAACGAAACAAAAGAGAUCUCUGUACUAUUGGAAAGUCUGAUAUCAACAAUAUGGUUAGAAGAACUGCGUGAUGCAACUGACUGUUUCGCUAUGGACAAUGCCAUCGGUGUAGGAAAGAUGGGAAUGAUGUACCAAGGAUUUCUGCCUAAUGGUCAGUUACUAGCUGUUAAGAGACUAUUUGACUCUUGCUUAUUUAAACGGCAAUUCCUUUUGGAAACAGCGAUUUUGUGUAGGUACAAACACAAAAAUAUAGUUCCCCUGCUUGGGUUUUGCAUUGAAGAAAAGGAAAGGCUUUUGGCAUAUGCAUACAUGUCAAAUGGAAGGCUUUCCAAAUGGUUACAUCCUUUGGAAAGUGAAGUCAUAAGAUUGAAAUGGCAUGAUAGGAUCAACAUUGCACUUGGAAUAGCAAGAGGCUUAGCAUGGCUACAUCAUACAUGUGAUUCAGGCAUAGUGCAUUUUAACAUAUGUUCAGAAUGCAUAUUGCUAGAUGAGAAUUUUGAACCCAAAAUAUCCAAUUUUGGAGAGGCCAAAUUUAUGAAUCCCAACACUGAAGAUCAUCUAGGCACGAUGUUUAAAGUGAAUGAUGGGAAGAAGGAUGUCUAUGACUUUGGAAGUGUGCUUUUUGAAUUGAUGACGGGGAAAACAUAUAAUGAAUUGUCGCGUUCAUAUGAUACUUCUGAUUUAUGUGCCAACCCUUUGAGUUUCUAUAAUGUAAUUGAUAAAUCUGUGACAGGGGAAGGACUUGAAAAUGAAGUUUGUACUCUCCUAAAGAUUGCUUGCGAGUGUGUUAAGCCUUUAUCAAACCAAAGGCCAACAAUGGUUGAAGUUUAUAACAAUAUGAGCAAUGUAAGGAAGGGGAAAAAUGACUUGGUUAAUGAUUCUGACACAUUAAGGGGAUUAGAAUAUGCUUCCUCUAUUACUAUAGACGAAAUUGUUGAGUUUUAAAUAAUUAGAUCAGACUUACGCAUCCAUAGGUUUUGUUAUGUCGGAAAAAUUUAAUGUUACUCUCAUAAUCAUCGUAAUAAAAAGUUGUACAACUCUCAGUUAUAUUUAUAAUAUAUCUUUCCUGCAUAUAAUAACAAAUAGUUAUCAUCAAAAUCAACAACUCGAAACACAAAUUUUGCAGCAUAAUCAACUACUACAAUAUAAAAUCCAAAAGAAAAAAUUGGAGUUAUCAACAUCAUCAAA